GACCAAUUCAACACCAUUGCAAUUGAUAACCAAAAUGGACAGAAAGUUGAUAACACUGAAUACCAACAUACCUCAGCUGACUUCUUCGCCAAAGUCGCCUACAAAGACCAGCUCAUACCCCACUGCCUCCCCGUCGUCACCUACACGCUCUUCCCUAUUUUCCCAUGCUUCGUCAGCCGUCGAGUCGGUUGCUUCAACGCUGCAAAACUUGAGACUUGGGGGCUCUCCAACACGAGACAGAGAACGGUCUCCCACGAAGGAUAAGAAGUUAGGUCACAUCAAGGAGGAUACGCAUACAGAACACUAUAGCCCAGUACGAGGACGUUCACCAACAAAGAAUGGUGACUCGGACAACAACUAUGAUUCGCAGCAACGAAGUAUUAACAAGUCAACGCUUCGACGAGGUUUGACCUAUGAGGAGAUGGAAAUCUUGCUGAAGCCAGAGGUGAAGCGCAUGGCUACAGUUGCCAAUCUUUACUUCCUUGACCAUUACUUCGAUCUCCUACACUAUCUCGCCGCUCGUCAACAACGACUGAGCGCAUUCAAGCGUGACAAUCCUGAUCCAGCGGACGUGACCUAUCAAUCAAACGUAAAACGCUAUCUUGGCGCCGAGCGGGUGGCUCUACGAAAGAGACGCGUGAAGGUCCGAUAUGGCGAUUUUGGCGUAAUUGCUCAAGUCGGUCAAGGCGGUUACGGAGCAGUUUAUCUCGCUCGCAAGCGUGACACCGCCGAGGUCGUUGCGUUGAAGAAGAUGAGCAAGGCUUUGUUGGAUAAGCUUGAUGAGACGCGUCAUAUCCUGGUGGAGAGGGAUGUACUGACUCAAGGAAAGUCACCGUGGUUGGUGAAGCUUCUGUAUGCAUUCCAAGAUCCAGCAUAUAUCUACCUUGCCAUGGAGUAUGUUCCUGGAGGAGACUUCCGUACGCUUCUCAAUUCGUCCGGAGUCCUGCACGAUCGCCACGCCAAGUUCUAUGCCGCAGAGAUGUUGAUCGCUGUGAAUGAGUUGCACAGGCUGGGGUAUAUCCAUCGUGACCUUAAGCCGGAGAACUUCCUCAUCGACUCCACUGGCCACAUCAAGCUAACGGACUUUGGGUUGUCGACUGGUGCCUUGAGUCCUGACCGUAUCAAGAGCAUGCGUGUCAAGCUUGAAGCUGUCAAGGAUCUCCACGUCCCAGACCGUACAACCUUGGAGCGUCGUUCUCUCUACCGCUCCCUUCGUCGUUCGGAACCGACCUACGCACAAUCAGUUGUUGGCUCACCAGACUACAUGGCGCCUGAAGUACUUCGCGGAGAGAAAUACGACCUGACAGUCGAUUGGUGGAGUGUUGGAUGUGUCGUCUUCGAGAUGCUGGCCGGUUUCCCUCCGUUCAGCGGUGCCACAAUGAACGAGACGUGGGCGAACGUCCGUAACUGGAGGAAGGUGUUGAGGAGGCCAGAGUAUACCAGGGAGGAGGAUCUCGAGUUCAACCUGCAGGACGAGUCAUGGGACUUUAUCUCCGCACUUAUCGCGACGCGUGCCGAGCGUCUGAGCGAUCUCGAGACCAUUCAGACCCAUCCAUGGUUUGCCCCGCUUUCAUGGCCACAUGUUGUUGCUCGCCGUACCCGUACUCCCUUCGUUCCAGACUUGAACUCUGACACUGACGUUGGCUAUUUCGAUGACUUCUCGAACGAGGAGGAUAUGGCCAAGUACAAGGAGGUGUACGACAAGAAGGACGCUUUGGAGGCUAUGGAUGAUCGCGCGAAUGGUAACGGAAGAAGGAGUGCCUUUGUCGGAUUUACCUACAAAUAUCGCCCCGAAGAGGGCAUGCCCGGAGGAGGAGCGGCUGGUAGAGGAAGAAGCCAAAGUCCGAGGAAGCGGAAUGAUGACCUUGGUACUAUGUUUUGACUGAGAUCGGACACUUGGAGUAAUGGGUUGUGUUUAGCUUUACGGCGUUUGAGCGUUAUUCGAUGAUUUAAUCCUAUUGAUGUUAAGC
Saitoella complicata NRRL Y-17804 is the source of this 1970-nucleotide messenger RNA. Its product is annotated as Sid2p-Mob1p kinase. NCBI's taxonomy places the organism in Eukaryota, Fungi, Ascomycota, Saitoellomycetes, Saitoellales, Saitoellaceae. Gene Ontology annotation, cellular component: spindle pole body. The transcript has 2 exons. The coding region runs from base 35 to 1882 and encodes 615 amino acids. The record is from RefSeq and is a predicted model, not a curated record. Gene Ontology annotation, molecular function: protein serine/threonine kinase activity; ATP binding. Gene Ontology annotation, biological process: peptidyl-serine phosphorylation; intracellular signal transduction.